This is a messenger RNA of Nerophis lumbriciformis (worm pipefish), 441 nucleotides long. Lineage: Eukaryota; Metazoa; Chordata; Actinopteri; Syngnathiformes; Syngnathidae. The record is from RefSeq and is a predicted model, not a curated record.
AUGGAAAAAGCUUCAUCAAUUACUAGCACCAUGGAAACCUUGGACGCGUCCUCUCUCUCAGCUUCAGCUGUCUCCUACGACCCAAAAUCUGAGGCUGUGACCCUACCGGGAGGUGUAGUGUCAGUGGCGGGCAUCGCCGUGGUAACCGGUGGCGUGGAGUUGUCCUGUUCAUCCUGCAUGCUGGCCUUUGGCUUCUGGGGCACUCUCAUCGGUUUCAGUUGUGUGGGAGUGGGCGCGUGGGACCAGCUUAACCACUUCAGCGAAGGAACUUCUCACUUACUGGCGCUUGGACUGGUCAUCCUGGCCUUGAGUUUUGUGGUAGUGGGGGGUGUGGUGGCCUUCUAUGUUCUGACCAAGAGAAGGCGAAAAAGGAGGAGGGAGAGGCAAGACUGCAAGGAAGUGCUUGUGAAGGAGAAUGUGGUUAAACGGCUCACUGUGUAG